AUGGCAAAGCCGAACGGUGAUAUCAUUUCACCACGUCUAAAACACGGUAUUAUAGCAUCAGCAUUAACUGAUUUACAAAAAUAUGAUAGUAGCGAUGGGACAAAUUCAAUUCCAGAAUUCCCAUCAAAAUCAAUUUUAAUUAAUGCUGCAAAUAAAGCUACAAAACAAGCAACUGCUCAAUUUACAUCUGAUUACAACUCUCCUCGAUCAACCUAUCGUGGUAUAAUAGGUACAGCUUUACGAAAUGAAAUUUCAACUACUGAAAAUGGUUACAUUCCGUCACAAUAUGAACAACGGUCGUUAGCAAGCAUUGAAACUUCAUUUAAACUCUUACCAUCUGAAAGGUCUCUUCCGAAAGAGCCUAUCUCAUUAAAUGGCCGUAAACCAUUGACAACUUCAUUGGAUACCAAUUGUUCCGCUUUGCAAUCAGCUCGAUAUACCGGACGGCAGAAGGGAAAUAAAAGAGGAAUGAUUAGCAAAUGGUUACAGGAUUUAGCCGAAUCAACGCCUGAUUUGAGUAGCAGAAAAGAGAUUGCAGAGGGAAUGGUUAGUCCACGUACCGGAAUACUUGGAUUACUUCUAAAGAAGAAAACAAAAUUUGGACACGAGCAAACUUCUAAAUCAGCAAAUAGUCUUUCAUCCAGUCCGGAUCCCAGAGCCAGUGAAACAAAUUCAAUUACCAGAGAAUCUCAUAUAUCACAGAGCAAUCGACCAUUGUUAAGUUUGAAAAAUUUGGAAAGAAGUCAUGAUAAGCAUUCUUCACUGGAAGAUUUCGAUCGUCUAUCCGAGAGAUCAUCUCAAAGUAUACGCUCGAAAAAAGCUGGCUCAAGAGAUCAUGAAGCGGAUUUGAUGAAAUGGUCCACUCAGCACAGUACAUCAAAAGAAUCAAAAAGUUCGAGUACCUCUGCAGGAUUAUUGAUCGACGAAGAUGAUUAUGAAGGUAAAAGUGUGUCAUUUAAGCUUUUACUGUACGCAAUGAAACGUGAAUGGCUAAAUGUGGAGCAAAUUUUAAACAGUGAAGAAAAUCUCGAUCUUACGCUUACAGAUUCACUUGGUUUUACAGUUUUAUUGCAUGCAGUCAAAAGUUGUAAUAUUUCGAUUUUCAAUAAAUUGCUCAGUCGUGGAGCACUGCUUAAUACAAUAACAAAAGACGGACGAACAAUCGCACAUAUUGCAGCAUUUUAUGGAAAUGAAGGAAUGAUACGACAUCUGCUAGGCAAUAAAAUUGAUUUCAAAACUGUCGAAACAAAAUCGAAUCAAAUUCCUUUACAUUUUGCAUGCAGUCGUGCAUCGAAACGCGGUUUCCGUGUAGCACAUAUGCUAUUGAAACAUUGGGAAAAAGGUCGUCUUGUAGAAGAUUUGCAUAAAUGCUUACCGAUACAGUAUGCUGUACAGUGUGGUAAUAUGGAUACAGUUAAAUUACUACUGGAAAUAGAUAAAAGUAACCAACUGUCGCAUGUAGAUGAAAAUGGUGACUCAUUAUUGCAUAUUGCAUGUCGAUCAAAUAACAACGAUAUGUUGCAACUUCUUACUACCUAUGAUCAAAUUGAUGUAAAUGUUGCAAAUUCAGCAGGUUGGACAGUACUUCAUGAGGCGGCAUUGAAUGGAAAUGUUGUUUCGCUGAAAAUUUUGCAUAAACUUGGAGCUAAUGCAAAUAUAUUUGAUAAGGAAGAUCGAACACCGUUGCAUAUUGCAGCAGCUGCUGGACGCACGAAUAUUGCUGAACUGCUGAUUGAGAAAUUUGGAGGGUCCGUACGUGCUCGUACACGUGAUGGUAGUACGUUAUUGCAUGUUGCUGCCUUAAGUGGACAUGCUUCAACCGCAUUAACAUUCUUAAAACACGGUGUACCACUUUGUAUGCCAAAUAGACGAGGUGCUUUGGGUUUGCAUUCUGCAGCAGCUGCUGGUUUUACAGAUGUUGUUCAACUGUUAAUUGCUCGAGGAACAAAUGUUGAUAUCAAAACUAGAGACAAUUACACAGCACUGCACGUUGCAGUGCAAGCAGGUAAAGCAUCUAUUGUUGAAGCAUUACUGGGAUAUGGUGCAGAUGUGCAUAUUCAUGGCGGUGUAAUCGGUGAAACAGCUUUGCAUAUUGCUGCAUCAUUAACAACGGAAGAUGCAAUCGAAUGCGCUGUAAUGUUAUUAAAAAGUGGCGCACAAGUAAACGUUACACGUAAUGACGGUGAAACGCCAUCACAUAUUGCUGCACGUAAUCCACUUUCCGGAAUGAUACGUUUGCUAUUAAGUGAAGGCGCUGAUCCAAAAAUUUGUUCUAAUAGUAGUGAAAGUAUUUUGCAUGUAGCAGCAAAAAGUUGCAAUAGUGAAGCAGUGACACUUAUCUUAGAACAUCUUUCUCAACAAAUGUCACCUGAAGAAAUUAAAGAAUUUGUUAAUGCUCGAACCAUUCAGGAUGGUUUGACAGCGGUACAUUAUGCUGCACAAAUUACCUCAGAUCAAAUACACUUUCCGGGUGAAGAUGCAAAAUUGAUCAAAACUCUUAUCGAUUAUA
Messenger RNA from Acanthocheilonema viteae, 2509 nucleotides. NCBI's taxonomy places the organism in Eukaryota, Metazoa, Nematoda, Chromadorea, Rhabditida, Onchocercidae. The record is from the annotation of a GenBank genome assembly.